AAACUGUUAAUUAUGGUAUAUAUAUAGAAAUUCUUAAUUAUAGGGAUAUUUUUUUAGGGUAAUUUAUUAUUUAAAUUGAGGCAAAUAUGUUUAAACAAAUGAUAUUUUCCGUUUAAAAAUUAAAUAUUUUUAGAAUAAUAGGAUAUAUUAUAAUUGAUUAUUAUUUAGAAUAAUAAUAAGUAAAAAAAAAAAGAUAGUAAUAAUGAUUUUGUGUCAGAGUGAGUCAGAAACAAUCUUAAGUUUAUCUAUCUAAUUAAAAUAAUAAAAUAAAAUAAAAUAAAAUUGAGUUGUUGUUCUUCUUCUUCUUCUCUCUUCGUCACCCCUAACCCUAAACGCACCUGAGCAGCCUCUCUUCUCUCUGUUCCUUUCAGUUGAGAUUAGUAAUAUAUUCUGAGUUUUCAAUGGGUAAUGCUAAUGCUACUCCAUCACCAUCACAAGAUUAGUAAUAUAUUCUGAGUUUUCAAUGGGUAAUGCUAAUGCUACUCCAUCACCAUCACAAGUAAGUUUAAAUAAAUGUAUAAGAAAAGUUCCACCAGCUCACUACACGAUGAAAGUUGAUUCGUUCAGUUUGUUCUCAAAAUCAAUAAAUAAACACAAGGGUUCUGUAUUUGAAGCCGGUGGAUACAAAUGGCAAUUGUCAUUUUAUCCAAAUAAAGAUAAAAAUUACUUGUCUUUGUACUUGACGAUAAUAUGGUGCAAUGAUGAUGAUGAUGAGAGUGAUGAUAUUGCUUCGAGUAUUGGUUGGGAGGUUAAUGUUAACUUCACUUUGUUUGUCUAUAAUCAAACAAAAGAUAAUUAUCUGGCCUUUCAAGGUGUGAGGCGUUUUCACGAGAUGAAAAAAGAAUGGGGAUUUGAACAAAUAAUAUCACUUGAAACAUUCAAAGAUGUGCAUAAUGGAUAUGUGGUUAAUGACUCGUGUGUAUUUGGAGCUGAAGUUUUUAUCAUAAAUCAAACUGCUCCAAUCUUCGCAACACUUUCUGUAGUGCAACGUCGAUUCAUGGAUAAUCCUAUCUUUCGUUGGGAAAUUAAAGAAUUUUCUAAGAUAAUGAACAAAUAUGAACACAAUUCUCAAGUGUUUUCUUCUGGAGGAAUAGAGUGGCAUUUAAGUAUCGGUCUAGACGGUCAACGAAGCAUAGAUGGAAAAUCGUUGACAAUGUUUUUAAUGAUGGAACAUCUAAAAGAAUCAACAACUUAUGUUGAGUUUUGUCUCCGAGUAAUUGAUCAACUUAAUUCUAAACACAAAGAAUUUAAAGUUAAUAAAUGUUAUCCUGGCAAAAAUAAUGGUUGGGGUGCGAGAUUAUUGUCACUGGAAGAUCUUCACAAUAAUUCAAAUUAUUAUGUUGUUAAAGAUACUCUAAUUCUAGAAGUUGAUUUCUCUCUCAUCUCACGUACUAAAGUUUCCACAUCUUCCAAACCUACAAAAAUUAUAAAUUGAGUACAUAAUGAGUUAAUUAUUUGUUUUAAA
Messenger RNA from Cannabis sativa, 1465 nucleotides. RefSeq lists its product as uncharacterized. Gene Ontology annotation, molecular function: protein binding. Lineage: Eukaryota; Viridiplantae; Streptophyta; Magnoliopsida; Rosales; Cannabaceae. The transcript has 8 exons. Bases 464 to 1435 code for a protein of 323 amino acids. The record is from RefSeq and is a predicted model, not a curated record.